GAGAGAGAGGCUGAAGGGCACUUAACAACUUUUAUAUGUUGCACGCAUCCAUAGCAAGAAAUAGACGGAAGGCAGAAUACUAUUACAAAGGCUCAAGGAGACGAGAAAGGAAAAGAAAAAAACCCAACCGCAAAGUAAAGGCACAGAACACGAAGAAAGGAAAAGAUGGUACCAAAAAUGGAUGUCGAGGUACCAAUAGCAUCCGUGAAUUAAAAGAAAGAAAGCACGAGUAAUAGAAGAAGCUAAGGUGGAAAUGGGUCUCCUUUUUUUCUUGAGUUAAGCCUUAUCAUCCAAAAUUUUAGUCGUUCUUCCAGUUGAAAUUUGUCUCUUUUUUAACCUCUUCUUUGUAAUAUUCAAACUAACCCAUCUCUGUUUUGGUUUCUUCCUUUUUGUGAAACCGGUGGGUGGUGGUUUAUUGAUUAUUGGAAACUGGAGAGUUUUGGGUACUUGGGUUAUUUUCAGGUUCUUUUGUUUUUGAUUUUCUUACACGAAGGCGGCCAUGCCCCUACCCUCUGAGGAGUUUCAAAGGAAGGGGGCGUUAGAUUUCUCUUCUUCUACUUCUUCUUGCUCAGGUUCAUCACUUUUAAUUCAAAACCAACAUCAUCAUCAACAAGAAGAAGAAGAAGAAAAGUGGCAAAACAACAAGGAAGGUUGCUGCUAUGUAGGUAGUGAGCCCACAUCUGUUCUUGACACUAGAAGAAGCCCAAGUCCUCCAACAUCUUCCUCAACACUGUCUUCCUCUCUCGGCGGCGGAGGCAGCGGUGCCUCCACGGACACCACCGGCGUGGCGGCAACGACGGCUGUCUCUGGCAAGAAUAACAACGGCCAAUCCGUAGAUUUUGGAACGGAAAAAUGUGGUUUGGGUAUGGAGGAUUGGGAGAGCGUAUUGUCGGGGUCUCCUAGUCAAGAACAAUCCAUUUUGAAGUUAAUUAUGGGUGAUGUUGAAGACCCUUCUAUAGGAUUAAACAAGAUUCUUCAGUCAGGUGGUGGCUCUCAAGAUAUGGAGUUGUUCAAUGCAGGUUUCGGUGUGGUGGAUCAAGGUUUUACCUUUGAGUCCAUUACUAGUGGUGGCAAUUUGGUAAGCAACAUUGACCCUCCUCUUACUGGAAGUAGCUCUGAUUUUACAAGACUUGGUACGGUUUCAACCCCAACAAAUCCCGUAUUUACAUCUUCACCACCCAAUCUUUUACCUACUUCACUCCCUCCUGGUGCCUUUUCACAACAGCAGCAUCUUCAGCCCCUUGAAGCUUUGGAUGAAAAGCCUCAGAUUUUUAAUCCACAGGUGACAAUAAACCAAAAUCAAGCUCAGUUUACUCAAAAUCAGGCUAUGCACUUGCCACUUUCAUGUGCUCAAUUGCAAGAACAUCAUCUUUUAUCACCACCACCACAAAAGAGACUUAACUCUGGCUCAAGUGGACCAAACUAUCAGGUCCAUAAGUUUCCAUUUUCGGGUUCAGGACAGGAGCUUUAUGUUCGGCGCCAACAACAACAGCUCCAAAUGCUUCAGCAAAGGCCAACAACAAUUGGAAUGGCAGCAACAGCGAAACCGAAAAUAGUUAGUGAUGAAUUGGCGAACCAGCAGCUUCAGCAGGCGAUAAUCGACCAACUAAUCCAGGCCUCAGAGCUGAUCGAAACCGGGAAUCCGGUACUCGCGCACGGGAUAUUGGCGCGGCUCAAUCACCAGCUCUCUCCUGUAGGUAAGCCCUUUAUCAGGGCUGCUUUCUACUUCAAGGAGGCCUUAUCGUUACUCCUUCGUUUGAACACUACCAGCCCAUGGGCUUUGUCCACAUAUAACAUGAUUUUCAAGAUUGGUGCCUACAAGUCAUUCUCUGAGAUUUCUCCAAUCGUUCAGUUUGCAAAUUUUACUUGCAACCAAGCACUUCUUGAGGUAUUUGAAGGGUGUAGUAGAAUUCACAUUAUUGAUUUCGAUAUUGCGUAUGGUGGGCAAUGGGCUUCUUUGAUGCAGGAACUUGUUUUGAGAAAUGGGGGUGCCCCUUCUUUGAAAAUCACUGCCUUUGCUUCUCCAUCCACUCAUGAUGAGCUAGAACUUGGUUUCACUCGAGAUAAUCUUAAGCACUUUGCUAGCGAAAUCAACAUUGCUUUCGAGUUUGAAAUAAUGAGUCUUGACUUCUUGAAUUCUAGUUCUUGGUCGUUGCCUCUUCACUUACCUGAAAAUGAAGCAAUUGCAGUUAAUCUCCCAAUUGGUUCAUUUUCUAAUUACCCUUCAACCCUUCCUCUAGUCCUUCGUUUUGUAAAGCAGUUGUCACCCAAAAUUGUGGUCUCUUUGGACAGGGGCUGCGAUAGAACCGAUGUCUCAUUUCCUCACCAUAUAAUCCAUGCCCUUCAAUCUUAUUCUAGCCUCCUUGAGUCCCUUGAUGCUGUGAAUAUGAAUCUUGAUGCCUUGCAAAAGAUUGAAAGGUUCUUGCUUCGACCUGGUAUCGAGAAGAUUGUCUUGGGUCGACAUCGGUCCCCGGAAAGAACACCGUCUUGGAGGAGUCUGUUUGUACAAUCUGGAUUCUUUCCAUUGACUUUCAGUAAUUUCACCGAGUCUCAAGCCGAGUGUUUGGUUCAGCGGACUCCAAUUAAGGGUUUUCAUGUGGAGAAGAGGCAGUCUGCACUUGUUCUUUGCUGGCAGAGGAGAGAGCUAAUUGCUGCUUCAGCUUGGAGGUGCUGAAGAGGGGAGUUUUUUUAAUAUUGGUUCUACCAAUUCAACUUUGCUGCGAAGGUGCUUCAUAGCUCACUGCUUAAAGUUUUUUAUCUUUUUUUCUUCCUUAAAAUUUUUGUUGUCUGUGGUUCUCUUAAUCUAAUUGUCUAUGUGCCUUAAGCUUAUUGUUUACAAUCAAGAAACCAAACAUUCUAGUAACUUGAUGGCUUUGUACAGUCUUUUUUUUUUUUCUUAUUUUCAGCCUUUUACUUUGGAUGUGGGUAAACUGUUUUGGUUCUUUUUCCCGAUUUAAGUUGCGAUUGUUUGUUGUACACUUGACUUGACAACAUGGCAAAACAAGUUAUGGGAAAGGGGGAAUUAAUUUGACCUCAAAAAUUAA
Molecule: messenger RNA, 3044 nt
Organism: Durio zibethinus
Lineage: Eukaryota; Viridiplantae; Streptophyta; Magnoliopsida; Malvales; Malvaceae
Source: RefSeq, a predicted model, not a curated record